AUGGCAAGCUCAACCCAACUGAAAGCAUGCUUUAUAAUUUUCUGUCUUUCCUUUGGUAUUACUGCUUAUUCUCCUAUAGCAAAAUGGGUUUUUACCCAAAAAAAUCUAGUAAAUGGGAAGAUCAAGGACUUAUCAUCUAAUAGCAAUGCGCCUUUCCAAAAAUCACAAGGGAGCAUAGCUACAUCAGAUGUAACUUGUAAAGGUCUUCAUACCAAUAAUUCCGGUGGCUCCACAUCAAAUGGCUGUGUAUAUUUGAUAGUGAGACAUUUGAACAAAAAACCGCCCAAAUUUCGGCCAAACGGUGAAUUAUUUUAAAAUUUUGACCAAUUAUCUUCGAUGAAAUGCACACUAAUAAACUGCACGAUCGUUGGACUUGCACCCACUUCCGGGUUCUUUCUACUAUGGGACUGCAAGUGCUAUUACCUCGUCCACAGUAGAGUUUGGGGUAAGCAUAUGAUUGAGCUCGCAAGGUAAAGGAACCCCAGUUGAAAUGAAAACUGGUAUUAAUAACGAUUCAAAAUAUUAUGUCUGAUUUGAGUUUUUCUAUCCCUGGACCUAUAUCUUUCAGGCAUCUGAAGGCGGAAGCAAACAAGUUACUAUUACUCGAGGUAUUCUUUAUAUAUAGGAAACUGAAUAUUUUUGGUAUUUUAUUUUGUCAAAUCUCUAUCCGUUUGGACUUGGACAGUUAUUUCUCCAGAGUUUUCCACUUUUAGUUUAACUGGUAGCAGCAACCCGGGGAAUGUAAUUAAAAUUGGACAAAAUGCGGAAGCAAACUUUUAUGAGAUUCAAUUCUUCAUAAAAGCUGCUAUAAAUUCACAUAUUGUCACUUUAUAUGAUAGCUCUGAUGCUACUUAUGAUGCUACAACUUCGACUUGUCUAGCUUCUUGCACAAAUUAUUGCCACCCCGAUGUGGGAUGUUUAAACUCAAAUCCUUGCUCAUGCCCGGCACUUUGUAUAUGCUCUGCAAAUGAUUCAGUGUGCACAUCUUGCAAAGAUCCAAAUGGUGUUUUUGAAAAUAAAUGCCAAUGUAAAACUAAUUAUGUUCUUCAAGGACUUACUUGUGUCUUAGGUAAUUUUUAUGCAGAUUCUCCUCCCGAUUGUGCAUUAUGGACACCAGAGAAGGUAUGCACUCAAUGCAAUCCAAACUUUUUCCUCUAUAAUAGUGGCUCUUCUACAAGCUGCUUAGGUAACUUUUAUUUAGCUUGUGGCUCAUGCACUUCUUGCAAUGCUAUUCCUACUUGCUUUAAAUGUACUGAUUUAAUUUCUGAAGCUGAAAACUCCUGCAGAGUUGACUCAAUUGGGUACAAAUUUAGCUUUGCCUCUCCAAACAUUAUUGUUGAUUUCGCCUAUCCGUUGGCGAAGACUCUAAAAAUCAGCAACUUAAAAGCAACAACUACGGAUAGCCAGGCUAUCGCGACCACUACUUGGCAAAUCCACUCGCAAACAGCAAGCCAGCUACAGAUUAGAACUGAUCUAACUCUAAGCCAGUUCCCAAUCAAGCUUAGCUUCAGCUUUGAGCAAGACCCUUAG
This is a messenger RNA of Blepharisma stoltei, 1530 nucleotides long. The record is from the annotation of a GenBank genome assembly. NCBI's taxonomy places the organism in Eukaryota, Ciliophora, Heterotrichea, Heterotrichida, Blepharismidae.